Molecule: messenger RNA, 330 nt
Organism: Lucilia sericata (common green bottle fly)
Lineage: Eukaryota; Metazoa; Arthropoda; Insecta; Diptera; Calliphoridae
Product: urease accessory protein UreE-like
Exons: 2
Coding region: 68-283 (71 amino acids)
Molecular function (GO): metal ion binding
Source: RefSeq, a predicted model, not a curated record
AUUAAAAACAUAUCAACUUUAGUAAUAUUCAGAUUAAAAGAGUUUUAAAAAAAGUAUUUUAAAAAAAAUGCCUUGCAAAGAUUGUAAUAAAGACUGUAAAUGCACUUUCCAAAAGUGUGGUGAGAAAUGUGACUGUGCCGACCAGUGCAAGUGUCAUAGCAAAGUGAGCCACAGUCAUCAUGGUCAUGAUCAUUGUCACGAAGGACACACUCAUGAUAAGGAAGAGCAUCAUCACAGCCACUGUAAAGAGGGCCAUACUCAUGAUGAAUUCUGCACUAAAUAAAAAUAUAUAUAUCAAAAGUAAUACAUUUGAUAUUAUUCCAAAAAAAA